AUGCUCUGCCAAUUGUCCCGAGCUACGCGCGCUCGCUCCGUCGUCGGUGCCAUCACCCGCCAGCAGAUGAGGGGCUUCAUUGCUCCCACUGUCUCCCGCAGAGCCGACUUCGUUCAGGAACUCUACCUGAAGGAGCUCAAGUCCUACAAGGUCCCCACCGUCAAGGACAGCGACUCUGUUGGCCAGGUCCAGACCUUCAUCACCCCCAAGACCCCUUCCUCCCCCGAGGAGUCCGAUCUCGCCGGCAGCCUCAAGGAGUACGAGAACAUGGCCGUUGAGAUCGAGGGCCAGGAGAGCGUUUCCGCCACCGCACAGCCCGCUGAGCUGCCCGACUGGCUCGAGACUGAGGAUGCGGAGGACGCCAAGGCUCAUUAA
Emericellopsis cladophorae is the source of this 375-nucleotide messenger RNA. Its product is annotated as ATP synthase subunit H-like protein. Gene Ontology annotation, biological process: proton motive force-driven ATP synthesis. The coding region runs from base 1 to 375 and encodes 124 amino acids. The transcript has 3 exons. Lineage: Eukaryota; Fungi; Ascomycota; Sordariomycetes; Hypocreales; Bionectriaceae. The record is from RefSeq and is a predicted model, not a curated record.